AUGUUCUUUUCCAGUAAUUCUGCAUUGAUUGCACCAUCAAUGAUAAAGAUGGAAAUUGUAAUUCUGCUAUUAUUGAUAUUGAAAUGGCAAAUAUUAGCAAUGAGAUACGAAUCAAAAGAAGAUGUUCAUGAUCUUAAGGUUGCAGUUAACGAUCAAUUUAUUAUUGCCGCUUCCAAUGUUCAAAAAACUUAUAUAAUUCAUUCAAUAUCCAAUAUAAUUCCAAAUUCUUCGUGUAUUAUGAACAAUCCAUAUAGUGAACUAAAUAUUCAUGGUAUUUCAAUUAUAACAACGAAUCAAAAUAAUCUCGUUUCAUUUGUUCAACUUGCUGAAAAUAUAACAUCUAUGUCGACAAUAAUUUCUCAAAUAACUCUGAAUUUAACCAAAUGUAACAAUACUUUGAAACGACGAAAGAGUUUUCAUCAUACAAUAGUUUGGCAUAAUGAACGUCAAGAACAUAUGUUUUUAAAAAUUGAUCCUCAACAAAAAUUUGCGUAUGUUUUUGCUGAUUCAUUUAUACUUUCAUAUGAUUUACUUAAUAAUCAAAUUGAUCAAAUUAAUCGAACAAAUUCGAUUAUUUUCGGUAAUAGUUAUGGAUCAUUUGCUCCUUAUGCAUUUGAUUUAAAAAAUGAUUGGGCUGCUGUCGCUGGUUUUCAUACAAUUCAAAACAAUUCUCGAAGUAAACAAUGUGUUUAUAUAUUUGGACUUCAACCAUUACGUGUAAUUAAUGUUAGUUCAAUUGGUUUAAACGAUAUGCAAGAAUUUGACAGAAUUAGUUUUAAUCAUGAUUAUGAUAUGUCACUUGCAAUUAAUCCUUCAGGAACAACAUUAGCAAUUGGUGAAGUUCAAUUAAAUCGAGUUACAAUUGCUCAUAUAGAUGGAAAUGAACAAGUUCGAUUUAUUUCAAAUUUUAUUCAAAUGAGUGAAUUUGAUGUUUGGAAUGGUUUUGGUCGUUCUGUUGUUUGGCUUGAAGAUGAUGAAACACUUGCUAUACUCGUACUAAAAUCAAGUAAUCAGAAUUCAUCACAAUCAGAAAUUCAAGUUUAUAAAAAUGUUGAUCGUAAUCGAUCACCAGGUUCAAUAAUACCUUCUUUUAUUAUUCCAAAUAAUCAACAAACUUUAGAUGGAAUUCAUCAAUGGACAUCUUCGCUCAAACAAACAUUUCGACAUAUUCGAAUACAUUCAAAUAAUAUCUUAAUUCAAUUAAGCAACGGUCAUAUUGUAUAUAUUCCAUCUGCCAAUGCUGGAUUUUGCUCUAGAAAACUUGUAUCAAAUGAUGCACGAAAUUUUCAUGUUUUACAACCGAAACCGUGUGUUAGUGGAACUUAUAAAAAUAUAUCUGGUCCUGGUCCAUGUACGAUUUGCCCAUCAGGUACAAAGAAUAACGGAAUUCGCCCAUCGAUUCAAUGCCAACCGUGUAAAACAACUGCCUUUUGUCCAUUAGGUGCUAGUGGCGAAGUCAAUUUGACAGAUUUUCGUUCACAUAUUCAAACAUUCAGUUAUCCAGAUACACCGAAUAUCGAUGAUUAUGAUGAUUUAUUAUUAUUAAAUUUUUUUCCUACGAAUCUAAAAUUGAGUUGUUUAGUUUUAACACCUCUUUUCUGGACUAUUGUAGCGACAGUUUUAUGUUUAUUGAUGUGGUUUAUUAUGUUUUUUAUUAAACGGCGGCGUCUUACUUCAAUCGAUAGUUAUCGUCAACGAGUAAAAAGUUUUUUCAAACAUAAUGAUCUUAUUGGAGAAGGAGAACGAUGGAUUGGUGGUCUCGCAUCAGUCGUUAUCUUUGCUAUUAUUAUAUACUCAACUAUAUUCGCGUACUUUUACCUUCAUUCGUAUCCGCUCGAAACCAGAGAAGCAGUCAACAAAAAAUGCGAUAAUAAUCAGCGAAAUUCCAAAUUUGACAAUGCACUUCAAUUACCGUUACCUGAACCUGAUGGUACUUAUUGGAAAAUAUUCGAUAUGCUUAAUAAACAACCAUUUACUAUGACUGUACAUUUGAUCAAUACACGAGCUCAAUGUAAUGAUAUUACUGUUGCACGUAAUCGACAUACAGGUGCUCCUCUAUCGAUAGUCGAAAAAAAUUGUACUUUAUCAACGAAUAAUGUCAGUGGUUCGUUCAGUUUCGAUUUACCAAGUCAUACAUCAUCUGUUAGAAUUGAUAUCAAUGGACCUCACUUCAUUGGAGCACUUCGUCUUUGUUUAUAUGGAAAAUCAAAUGUUAUAAAUGAAGAUUUUAUAGUACAUCGAUUACGUGAACUUGAUAUUUGUACUCUUUUUUAUACGAAUAAUCAAACUAUUGGAUUAUCGACUGCUUUUGUCGUACGUCUUAUCAAAGUUAUAAAUGUCACAAGACCAUUAGCACGUGAUGAUAAAACAUUUUAUGAUGGUAUAUGGGCUCCAUUUAUAACUUAUAUGGAUACUCUUUCAGAUGAAUUAUAUUUUGCAGAAAAAGGAGAAUAUUUACGAUAUGAAUCGAAAGAAACAAAUCUUGAUAUUCAAUUUGCUGAAGAAAUCUAUUUUGUUCAAAAUAAUCAAUCGCCAAUUAUUCGUCGUGGUGCACUUUUCUUUCAUACAAUUCUGUUUAGUUUUUCACUUAUAGAAAUCGUUGCGAUGAUUUUUCUUCUUUACAAGCUCUGGUUUCGUCCUAUUCAUCAACAUAUUCUACCAUCACGUCAUGAUCUAGUCGUAAACGAAUUUCGAACAAGUCAAAUGCAAAUAUCACCCAAUUUGAGUCCACAUUUAUUACAAUCACAUAAACCACGAACAUUACAUACGAACGACGAUGAGCUUGAGCAUCAAAACGUUCAUAACUGGCGACGUACAAAGAAUAGUACAAGAAGACCAAUUGCACUGAGAAUUGAAGAAAGGUGGGAUAAUCCAUUAACUGUGAGCGUUGAUGUUUCAUUUAAUCACUUAUCUUCUCAACACUCAUCAGUUUGA
Messenger RNA from Adineta ricciae, 2934 nucleotides. NCBI's taxonomy places the organism in Eukaryota, Metazoa, Rotifera, Eurotatoria, Adinetida, Adinetidae. The record is from the annotation of a GenBank genome assembly.